Molecule: messenger RNA, 462 nt
Organism: Juglans regia (Persian walnut)
Lineage: Eukaryota; Viridiplantae; Streptophyta; Magnoliopsida; Fagales; Juglandaceae
Product: protein SOB FIVE-LIKE 3-like
Exons: 2
Coding region: 1-462 (153 amino acids)
Biological process (GO): cytokinin biosynthetic process
Source: RefSeq, a predicted model, not a curated record
AUGGAGUCUCCCUGGGCUAUUGGAGGUUCAGAAGAACACAGUGGCGGCAGCGAGUCUGGGUGGACAAAUUAUAUUGGCUCCACCACACAAAACGAGAAUGACAACAGCAAAGAUCCUCGUGUUGAUGAUGAUGAUGAUGAGAGUGAGGAUUCUAUGGCUUCAGACGCCUCCUCGGGUCCGAGUCACCAUGAACUUCCAAAUGGAGAGGGUGAGGGAAGUGGCAGCAUGGGUCAUACUCAUAUCAGGCAUGCAAAAGAUGAAGCCAAUAGCAAGUUAUUCUCAGAAAAGAAAGCGUGCAAACAGGUCAAGAAAAAAGAUGAAAGGAGAGUAAAAGAACAAAAUGAACAUUCAGCAUACAGGGCAGAGAGCGCUGGCAGUCAAGUUUCAAGUGGAGCCAAGGAUUCAUCAAAAGCUGAUUCAUUUGAAACGUGGUCAGGACGGAUAAGCAUUGAUUCCCAGUAA